AUGGCAACCUUCCAAAUCCACUACUUCUCCACCGCCUCCUCCUACACCAACAAAAACACCGAGUCUCUCCCCGCGCCCCUCCCGGUGAACUACCUCUUCGAUACCCUCGAGUCGCGAUACCCGGGCAUCCGCGAAAAGGUCCUGCAGAGCUGUGGUGUGAGUGUUGGCGAUGAAUAUGUGGAUAUUGAUACAGAGGGAAAUAAAGAAGGAGAAGGAAGGGUGAUUCAGCCAGGUGACGAGGUUGCGAUUAUUCCCCCGGUCAGUUCAGGGUGA
Molecule: messenger RNA, 273 nt
Organism: Aspergillus chevalieri
Lineage: Eukaryota; Fungi; Ascomycota; Eurotiomycetes; Eurotiales; Aspergillaceae
Product: MoaD/ThiS family protein
Exons: 1
Coding region: 1-273 (90 amino acids)
Biological process (GO): Mo-molybdopterin cofactor biosynthetic process
Cellular component (GO): cytosol
Source: RefSeq, a predicted model, not a curated record